AUGAGUACGUCAAAUGAAGUAAAAAAAGGACUCCCUUGCGAGGAAGGAAAAUCAGAUCCUAACUUUUUAAACCAAAGCAAUGAAACAAGCAAAAGUUCUAGUGAUGAUGCCAAAUUAAUUCAGGGAGUUCGACAUGAAUUGGGUAAGGAAGGUUGUCAAGAGUACAAUUUAAUUUCAAAUGAAAACAAAUCUGAACGUGUACAUAUGGAAAAUCGAAAGGGAGAAGAAGAUGGUGAUGAAAAUCAUCUUCACCAUAAUGAUUAUGAUGUAGGAGAAAAUAAUAAUGCUGAAAAUACAACUGAAAUGAUUAAGGAAAUGGAAGCAUUGGAAGAACUCUGUUUUUUGAAAGAAGAAACGAUAUCAUCAAAUGCUGAUGAUGUAAGUCCAGAGAUUUCUAAUGAUAAACAGAAAUGUGUUCAUAUUGUAAAGAAAAACGAUGCUGAAGAUUGUAGUAGACAAAUAACCAAUGAAAUUGCAACCAUAGCAUACAACAUGGAAAAUGAUUCCUUACCAAAUCCAUCACUUGAUCCGCAGCAUAAGCAUGCGAUAAAUCAAAUCAAAUGCAACACAAUAGAACAAGGAAUUGAAGAAGAUACUACAAAUAGUAACGCCAAGGAAAGGGGAGGAGAAAAAGAAGUUGACCAAAAUCAUGGAAAUGUAGAAAAUUGGAUGCGUACAGCAAAUGUUGCAUUGAAUUUUAAGAAUGAAGUAGGUAUUCAAGAAAUAAAUGAACAGAAUAAUCAUAGUGAUGAUGCUAAUCAUUUAAAUAAAUGUAAAGGUGAAAUCGAUAGCAGAAUUAAAAGAAAAAUGCACUCAUUGAAACAAAACGAAGAAAAAAAAAAAAAAAAAACAGAUGCUGAUAAUGCUCCUUCCAUUUUGUCCGAUUCUUCUGAUGAUAUCGAUAUCGAUUCGAAAGAAAAAUUCAGUGAUAACAGUACCACCACUGCCUUGUGUGAAAAACAAAAUAAAGAUGAAAAAGAAGAAAAAAAAAAAAAAGGUUCCAAGGAAGAUCAUGCUGCAUUUGCGGAUGAGAUCUUAAAAGGAUACCCACGCAUUUUCGUAACUAGAUUACCAUUUGAAGCUGGAAAAAAAGAUUUAGAAAAAUAUUUUUCGAAAUAUGGAAAGAUAAUAGAUAUAUAUGUUUCAAAAAAUUUAUCAAAUAAUAAAAAUAAAGGAUUCGGGUUCGUUUCUUUUGAAAAACAAGGAUCAAUGGACAAGGUCUUGAAAGAUAAAUUGCACAUAAUCUGCGGCAAGGAAAUCGUUGUUGAUGUUGCUUCGAUGAGGGACAGUAAAACCAAGAACUUAUUCCACCUUCCGUCAGACCACUACCUAGCAAAGUACCCGAAGAAUGACAAAAAGUUGCCUAACAAAAAUCACAACAACAGCUUAGUAAAUUUUAACAAGUAUCAUCAUAUAUAUAACAAAACAACAAACAUAAGGGACGUGUCAAAGAAUAUCGACAACAAUUUAGUUAUGCAAAAUUUUUAUAAUUUAUGCCCAACAUAUAACAUAUUAGGAAAUAGAAUGAAUAAUAAUAAGCAUGUUUAUAAAAAUAAUGUGCCAGUUUCAUUUUUUCCACCCAAUGGAUAUAAUAUGGAUCCAACUUAUUUUAAUAAUCAACAAGUUUCAUAUCAAAAUUGUCUUGAUUAUAUGGGAAAUGAUUACUAUUGGAGUAUGGCAAAUUAUUAUAACUGGAAUAAUAUGAUGUUUCAUAAUGAAAAUAUAUACAAUGCUAAGAAAAUGGAAUAUCCUCCCUAUUAUGUUUGCAACGGGCAAUACAUGACCCAAGGCUCUCCACCAAUUGCCAAAAAUAAAGUUUCUCGAAAAAAUAGUGCCAUCGAAGAAAAUAAAUUGAAGUAUCCCCUAGGUGCAGCUUCAAAUGGAAAUUAUAGAUCUCCAUUUGUUCGAAAAUUACCUGGUGGAGACGAGUGGAACAAACGAGGAUACAAGCUAUUCGUUACCAAAUUAAAUAGCGUAACCACAAUUGAAACUCUGAGGAAUUACUUCGAAGCGUUUGGCGAAAUUAUUGACAUAUACAUGCCUAAUGACGUAUGUACGAACAGACCUCGUGGUAUUGCCUUCGUCACGUUUCUAGACAAUGAUUGUGUUAAGAAAAUUUUGUCAAACAAAAACUCAAAGCAUAUAAUAGAUGGAAAAGAAGUAGUUGUUGACCUUGCGGACCCAGAAACGAAAACCAAAAAGAAUUUAUGUUAUCCUUGA
Molecule: messenger RNA, 2220 nt
Organism: Plasmodium gonderi
Lineage: Eukaryota; Apicomplexa; Aconoidasida; Haemosporida; Plasmodiidae
Product: nucleic acid binding protein
Exons: 9
Coding region: 1-2220 (739 amino acids)
Molecular function (GO): RNA binding
Source: RefSeq, a predicted model, not a curated record